GAAAAGGAGCUGCUGUCUGGCUAGAAGGAUAGGCUAGCUAGGUAAUUUUGGUGCAGAGCUGCAGCUGGGGUGGAGGUGGAAAGGAAGGGGUGUUUAUUGACGAGGAAGUAGGUGGUUGCACUAGUGAACCUGAGUCUUUUUUAGGCUUGGGGGCAGGAGUUGCCCUCCAGCAUUGUUUUUCUGGCAAUUCUCUUCAGUGCCUGAGCAUGUGGAGCUGUUGGCUUGUACCAGCUUUUUGCUGGCUGGUGCACCUGUGUGUAGCUCAGAGUCUGAGGCCACAGAUUGCAAGCCCCCAGCUGGCUACAAACAAUCCCACCUUUACUACAAUUGCUUUAGAAAAACCUUUUUGUGUAUUUGAUGGCUCACUGUCCCCAGGUAAAUCCUAUGAAGUAUAUCUGUAUGCAAUGAUGGAUUCUAUGAGCAUGAUCAGCUCAGCCGUGACUGACAACAGUAGCAAACCUCUGGACAGCACUUUCCAGGAAGUGAACGGAGGCCAGCUUGGACCUUACAAGGCAGCAGUGCUAAAUGUGCCUGACUGUGCAUCGCCUCCCAAACUAGCUGAUAUUAGAAAUGUCAAAAAAGCUUCUGAUGUCCUGAAACAGUACCUCUUCAGAGUGGGAGAUGAUGUCUCUUGUUUGUAUGAUCCAAACUUCCUAGGUGUCUGUAACCCACCUCUGGCUUCAGAUACCACCUACAGGUUUAAAUACAUCUUGGUAGAUGAGACUUUGGGUAUCAUGAAAGAUGAAACUCUCUGGUCUGAUCCAAUCAAAACCAAUAGCGUUAAAAAGUCUUCAACAAUUGAUACCUGGCCUGGUCGAAGGAGUGGAGGGAUGAUUGUCAUAACCUCAAUCCUGAGCGUCCUUAUCUUUCUCCUCCUUGCAGGACUUUUUGCCUCUGUAUUCUUUGCUGUCAUGGAAUCAGAAGACUCUGCUACUACAGAAACCAGGCACAUAUCUCAAACUGUCCAGCAGGUUGCACCAAGACCUCAGGCCAGCUCUGAUAGAGCAGACCAGUGAGACUUCAGCUUUUGUUUGUACCAGGUUAAUGCCACUGGAACACAACUGAGCAGCUACAGCUGUAUUAAAUUAAAGCAUUGCCUCUUCUACUGAACUCUGAUCCAAAGAUUACUGAGCUGGAGUCUAAUCACUCAAACUGAACUGCACACUUGCCACAGUCUGGACUGUAUUUUGUCAGCUUCUGCAGUGGGUAACAUCACUUACUUCACUAGACUGCAGUUGCAAAGAGCCUCUUGCUUUCACCCUGCCACUUGCUGCUUUUGUAUCCAAUGAAGGACUCAAAACUGUAGUUUUGUCCUUGGUGGUCAGGCUGGAAAGACUAGGAGUAAAGCUUUGGCCAAAGUCCUGACAACUUUCAACUUUAACUAGUAUAAGCUUGGGUGGUAUAGUGAACAAUAAUCCUUGCUGUAUAGUUUUUAAACUGAACUCAUGCUGUUGGUGUAAGGUCCAUCUUGGAUUCCUGUUAAUAGAAAAGACUAAUUUGUGGACAUCCAUUGUGAGAUAACAGCACUUCCUGGUUAUAACAUAGUAUGGGUGGAGCUAACCUUUGACCUCUUACCUAAAUAGUUGACUUGGGCCUCUAUGAAGAAUCAAAGAUUUCUAAAAACAAACAAACAACACCCCCCCCACCAUACUAAAAUAAUAGUGCAGCAACCCCUACUGAGAGGAAGAAACAAGGGGUAAUGAUACCACUUAAUUGGUAAUAGGAUGAGAGAUGUACCUGUUCCCGGUAAUCUUGACUCCUGCAACUUUCCCCUGAGCCUCUAAAAGCCUGACAAAAGUAGUUGUCUUUAAAGAGCAGCAACACUGGUAUAGCAUCUGUAUGGAACACUUCCAUUUGGAGCUGGGCAGCCUUGUCUUAGGUGGAAGUGUCUCAGUACCAUCUUCCUAACCCUAGGCCUGCCACUGAGGGGAGCAAGCAGGCAAGGUUUAUUUGGCUUGCACAUCUGAAACCUGUAAUUAAGCUGUGUAAAUGAGUGACUUGGGAAUAUCCCUGUAGGCCACAUUCUCUCUCUCUCUCUCUCUCUCUCUCUCUCUCGUGUGUUUUAUAGAAAGCCAUGUAUUUUGCUGCCCAGCUAAUUAGGAUCUGAAGUAUGGAAGUAGUGACGUUUCCCAACAAUAUUAGACUAACAGUUGCUUUGAAGGUAGAUGGCUGGCUAACGUUCUAUGCCACUAACACAUUUUCUAAAAAGAGACUUACAGCAAAUUUGAUUGGAUCCCUCAGCUAACUGCUUAUCCAAUACUAUGAGAAGCAAACUCACCACAAGUCUGAGAGCUGUAGUGCUUUCUUCUAUUGUUACAUUUAAGUAUGCGCUUCUUUAGGGUGAAGUUCUAGUUGAAGUCAAGUCUCCCUCCCCCUUUCCCCAUGCCUCAAUUUAUUAGUCAUGCAUUUCUACUUUGAAGCCUUAUCUCAUGCAGUUUGUGUAUAGAAGCAACUCCAUUCUGCUGUAACUAAACACAUAUUCACAAAUAUGUUGCUGACACUGACACUUUGUCCUACUUUGGUAUGAAAAAUCUGGGUAACACUGUCUCAGUCUAGCAAACACUGAUUACUUCACAGCCAACAGUGAUGACCUGAAUCUGUUAAUCCUGCAUUGCUGUAAAUACAUGUAAAAAAAAAAGCUGCUGGUGUGCGUGCAGUGGUCUUUUUUGUUUUGUUUGCAUACUUUUCUGCCUAUUUAGUAGUUAAAGAACAUGUCUUAAAUGGAAAACUUCAGGAAAAUAAAAUAUUGCUGCUGAGUA
Molecule: messenger RNA, 2759 nt
Organism: Alligator mississippiensis (American alligator)
Lineage: Eukaryota; Metazoa; Chordata; Crocodylia; Alligatoridae
Gene: UPK3A
Product: uroplakin 3A
Exons: 6
Coding region: 207-1016 (269 amino acids)
Source: RefSeq, a predicted model, not a curated record